Ruditapes philippinarum (Manila clam) is the source of this 2177-nucleotide messenger RNA. RefSeq names its product forkhead box protein D3-B-like. Gene Ontology annotation, biological process: regulation of transcription by RNA polymerase II; cell differentiation; anatomical structure morphogenesis. Bases 233 to 1807 code for a protein of 524 amino acids. The transcript has a single exon. Gene Ontology annotation, molecular function: DNA-binding transcription factor activity, RNA polymerase II-specific; RNA polymerase II cis-regulatory region sequence-specific DNA binding. NCBI's taxonomy places the organism in Eukaryota, Metazoa, Mollusca, Bivalvia, Venerida, Veneridae. The record is from RefSeq and is a predicted model, not a curated record.
AUGAUAAGAGUAAUUGAUGGGUGGCCGUUUACAGUGUUGCUCAUUCUAUAAGCAAUUUCGCUGUUUAAAUGUAUCAAUUGAGGUUUGAAAACCUGUGAAGAUUUCAUAUAAAGAUAAAUUAAAGUUAAUUCAUAAUCAUAUCUUAGAGAAAUAUUGAAGGAAAUAUAAUAGAAAGUGUUUGACUGCGUCAAGAAGAGACAUUUAUCGGUGUAUUGUAUUAUUUUAUAUUGAGAUGCGAUUUGACGGGAAUCAUUCCGUCGUGGACAUACGGACAAACGUACCAAAUCAGCAUACAUACAUGGAUGAACGGCCACAGAAAAUAAACGCCUCCCCGACGGCCGCAAGCGAUCCACCGUCGGUUUCAACAAACAAUGAAAUGGAUAACAAACAAGUUCAAUCCGCCGAAAAACAGCUUCAUCGUGCAUUUUUACAAGACAGUUUAAAUACUUUGGACUCAUUACAGAAACAAAAUGUGAAUUAUAGUGAAAAUAAUUUAUAUGGACGUAACACGGUUACUGAAGCAACAAAUUUAGAAGCUGAGAUGUCGCUAAGACAACACCAUCAUGCACGGUCAUCUACACCGGUUGAUGUUUACGACAGUGACAAUGAGGAGCUCGAUCCUGUCGGAGACGGCCGGGACUCUCUCGGGUCGCCAGUACAAUCCCCAAUUACCUCGCCUGUCCCUAGAGAAUCCGAACAAGAUGUGUCAAUUGAUAUGAGGGAUUUUAAUGACAGUUCUAUGGACGAAAAUUUCAGUGGAAAUGAUUCAAGCGGUGUUAUGGCAAAUAUUGCGGGAACAAGUAACAAGAAAAAUGGUAAAAGUAAUUUAGUUAAACCGCCAUAUUCAUAUAUAGCUCUUAUAACAAUGUCGAUACUACAAUCCGACCAGAAGAAACUGACACUUUCUGGAAUAUGUGAAUUUAUUAUGAACAGAUUUCCAUAUUAUCAUGAAAAGUUUCCAGCUUGGCAGAACAGUAUAAGACAUAAUUUAUCGUUAAAUGAUUGUUUUGUUAAAAUUCCAAGAGAACCCGGUAACCCUGGUAAAGGUAACUAUUGGACCCUGGACCCUGCCAGUGAGGAUAUGUUCGAUAACGGAAGCUUCUUAAGACGCCGGAAACGCUACAAGCGCCACCACGCUGAGCUGAUGGCUGCUCAAAAUGCCUCUUUUAUGAACGCUCACCCGUCAUUUUUUCACCAUCAUGGAUUCAUGCCACAGGGAACACAUUCCAAUGCAGUCGGAGCAUUUCCGUAUCCCCCGUACAUGGCAUCAUCAUUGACGCCACAUUUACCUUACGUCACGCAAAAUGAAAUCGCACGUGCUCAAAGCGAACUGACACGUGCACAGAUCGUCAACCACCCAGCAUAUCUUUCGCAGGCAAUGCACCAUCAGUUACCGACUUCACCUACGCAUCCAGUGACGUUAUCGCCGACAUCACGUAAAUCACCAAUUUCAUCGCCGACGUCAUCUUCGACGUCGUCAUCAACACCAAAAACUUUUUCUAUUGACAGUAUUAUUGGAACAAAGAAGGAAAAUUCCAAGAAAUCACCACCACCUAGUCCAACUACAACAACAACAUCACCAGUUAUUCCAUUUAAGCCUACUGGGAUACCAUCAGCCGCGCUGAACACGUUCAAUCCUUUAAUGUCGGUUCGAUCUGGAGCCAUAGACAUGAGUAGACUUAGCAAUAGUGCAUAUUUAGCACCGUAUAUGAACCAAGCUACGGCAAUGAACGCGUUGGACAUAGAAAAAUAUAGACAAUAUUUACAGGUUUAUGGCUUACAAGGCUUUCAAGCCUGGCAAAGGUGACUUUGUUACAAGAACUGAUUAACGUGAGAAAUUAUGUUGACAUUUUUGUGCUAAUUUUUAUAUUGAUUCCAAACACGAAAUGUAAGUAAAAAUUAAUGUUGUCAUUUUGUUUGUUCAUUAUUAGCACGGAAUUAAUUCUUAAUGUGCUUGAUUUAUCGAAGAAAUUAAAAAGAAAUUAAUACUUCAAACGCCUCUUUAAGAUAAAGUUGAAUGACAUAACAUGUAAUGAAUCGCUGUGGUAAUCGGUUCAAAAUUGCAAGAACUUAUUCUACCUCAGUUUAUUUAUUAAAUUAAAUUCAAGCAGGCAAUUGCCGCCAUUGCGGUAAAACAAAAACAUUUGAUACGGCUUUUGUUCAGUCACAUUAUGCAC